AUGGAGCUGAAGAAGGACAGCAACGCCGUGUCCAUCGACAUGCUGCUAAUCGUGCACUCGGAGAAGCGGCGCGCCGCCCAGGGCACGCACUCCGACCAGCAGGCAGACCCGGGCACGUUGCUGCAGCGCAGAGGAGGACUCCAAGGUGUCAAUAAUAAAAUCCAGGGAUGGCAGAAAUUAGAAGGAAACAGCCUGCUAGGAAACCUGGCGGAGAAGCAGUAUCCUCAGCAGACACAGGUCAUCACGUCCUACGACAACCAAGGGACUCAGCUGACUGUGGAGGUCCACCCUCGAGACACCAUGCCUCAGUUGCUUAAGAAGUUCUCCUUGGCUAAAUGUUUACAAGGCGAUAAAAAUGGAAAUACAAGACCCCGGCAGCCUGGAGGGAAGGACGCCCACGCCUACCCCUGGGAUCGGUCUGGCCUGAAAUCCAUGCCCCUGGACUUGCGGCACUUUGAAAAGCUGGACUCCUAUGCCUCACAGGUGACAGUCAAGAGUGGUCUGGACGAACUGGUGAGCGACCUGCUCCAGGAGGCUCACAGUGACCUGGAGAGGGUCCGUGCCAUCUGGAUCUGGAUCUGCCACCACAUAGAGUACGACAUUGAGGCUGCCCAGGAGAAGGACCGCCAGGCCUUCAAGCCCACCGAAAUCCUGAGGACCCAGAAAACCAAUUGUGAUGGCUAUGCUGGGCUCUUCGAGAAAAUGUGCAGGAUCGCUGGGGUACAGUGCAUGACGGUGGCCGGCUACUCCAAGGGCUUCGGCUACCAGACGGGCCAGAGCUUCUCUGGGGAGUUUGACCACGCUUGGAACGCGGUGUACCUGGAGGGGAGAUGGCACCUCGUGGACAGCACCUGGGGCAGUGGCCUGGUGGACUCCACCACCUCCAAGUUCACCUUCCUCUAUAAUGAAUUCUACUUCCUCACGCAUCCUGCACUGUUCAUCGAGGACCACUUCCCAGACAAUAAGAACUGGCAACUGCUAAAGCCUCCUCAAUCCCUGAGGCAAUUUGAGAACAACAUGUAUCACAAAAGUGAAUUCUACAAUAAGGGGAUGCUGAGUGCCCAUCCGGAUAUGCCCAUGAUCAGAACAGUGAACGGGAAGGCCACGAUCACCAUCGAGAGCUGCGCCCCAACGCUGUUCAUGUUCAUGCUCAAUGGCAAGCAGGAGCACGGUCUACUGAGCCUCAGGAAGAACGGGAUGAAGCUGGAUGUGUACCCACCGACCAUGGGCACCCACAAGCUGCAAAUCUUCGCCAAAGGCAACUCCGACAUCUACAGCUCAGUGCUGGAGUACACAAUCAAGUGCAACUAUGUGGACUUCGGUAUCCAGCUGCCAGCCGAGCUGCACCAGCCCGUGGGCCCCAGCUGGUUCUCGGAGCAGAUGGGCAUCGUGAAGCCCUCCCACCCUGACCCCAUCAUCCACACCAGAGACGGCCGCUGCUCCGUCAGCUUCAGCGUGGAGGAGGGCAUCAGCGUCCUGGCGUCACUGCAUGGGGAUGACGGGCCGGUCACCGAGGAGACACAACGACGCUACAUCUUCCAGCUGCACCGGGAGAAGCGGACAGAGCUGAAAGUCCAACUGCCCCACGCCGGCAAGUUUGCGCUCAAGAUCUUUGUCAAGAAGAGACAGGAACCAGGCAACUACGUCUUUGUCUUCAACUAUCUCUUGUGCUGCACCAACACCAAGGUGAACUGGCCUGUGUUCCCCGAGAGCUUCGGCAACUGGGGGCAGGAGAAUGAGCUGCUGGAGCCCCUGUCAGGCGUGCUUCCUGCCAACCGGAACGUCCCAUUCAAAUUGAAGUUGCAUGGCAUUGCCAAGGCCCUGGUGAAGGGGCAGGAUACGUGGCCGCUGACCCUGAACCGCGACGGCUACUGGGAGGGCAGCUGCAGCACGGCUGGCUGCCAGGAAGUCUUCGUCAUGGUGCUAGAGAACGCCAACCACAACUUCUACUCCUACAUCCUGAAGUACAAAGUGAACACCCAGUGA
Messenger RNA from Condylura cristata (star-nosed mole), 1986 nucleotides. It is a transcript of the gene KY, whose product is annotated as kyphoscoliosis peptidase. NCBI's taxonomy places the organism in Eukaryota, Metazoa, Chordata, Mammalia, Eulipotyphla, Talpidae. The transcript is spliced from 11 exons. The record is from RefSeq and is a predicted model, not a curated record. Bases 1 to 1986 code for a protein of 661 amino acids.